GAGUCUAUUGUCUAUACGCAAAAGUAUUAAUAUUUUAAUUUGCAACCCAGUUACUAUGAGUGGUCGUGUCAGACGGAUGCUUCGGGCGAGCAUUUUCGCGUAAACUAAUUGAUUUCUUCUAAUUAAAUUAUAGUGAAUCAUUGUGUAAGCAAUGCAAGUGUGAUGUGAGCCAUGCGAUUUAAUAUUGUGCAAAUAUACAACGGAAAGACUUCAAAAUAGGGGAUGUAACAGAAAAAUAAAAAUGGCUUCAGGAGAUACUGAUCAUAUAGAAGUGAUGGAAUCUUCGGCUACUAAAAAGUCUGAUAUCGCAACUGGACCUUCGGGCGCGGAAGAAGAUGAUCGAGACAAGAGCUCAAUCGCUGAGAAAAAUGUACCGUACGAUCCUGCUGUUGGCCCCUCGGGGGCAAUCAGCAAGGUCCACAAAUCAGACAGAAAGAUCGGACAUCGUCGAGUCGGCGAGGGUGGCGAGAUCACCUACAAAAAGAUCCAGUCUUCCCAAAUCAUGGGAUCUAUACAGCUUGGAAUCCAGCAUGCGAUCGGCGGGCUAGCUUCCAAACCUGAACGAGAUCUCCUCAUGCAAGACUUUAUGACAGUGGAAACAACAAAUUUUCCUCACGAAGGUUCAAACCAUACGCCAGCCCAUCAUUACUCGGAGUUCAAAUUCAAGACUUAUGCCCCAAUAGCCUUCAGAUACUUUCGCGACCUCUUCGGCAUUCAACCUGAUGAUUUCUUAAUGUCGAUGUGCAGUGCCCCGUUACGCGAGCUCAGUAACCCUGGAGCGUCCGGCAGCAUCUUCUACCUAACCAACGAUGACGAGUUCAUCAUCAAGACUGUUCAACACAAAGAGGGAGAGUUUCUUCAGAAACUAUUGCCUGGAUACUACUUAAACUUGGAUCAGAAUCCACGUACAUUACUGCCAAAAUUCUUCGGCUUGUAUUGUUACCAAUGUAACAGCAAGAACGUACGACUGGUAGCGAUGAACAACUUACUCCCAUCGUCCAUCAAACUCCACCAGAAAUAUGACUUGAAAGGAUCCACUUAUAAACGGAAGGCGAACAAAAGUGAACGUCAGAAGACAUCGCCCACAUACAAGGACCUAGAUUUCAUGGAACACCACACUGAGGGUCUGUUCUUAGAAGCGGACACGUACAACGCCCUCAUUAAGACCAUGCAGCGGGACUGCAGGGUGCUCGAGAGUUUUAAGAUCAUGGAUUAUUCCCUCCUAGUCGGCAUACACAACUUGGAUGAAGCUCAAAGGGAAAAGACGGAAGCUAGGAAACGCACCGACUCUGGCCAGAGUGACGGUGAUGACGCUGAGGGAGAACCACGGAAAGGACUUAAUAGAACAAGGUCGAUAAACCGACAGCGGUUGGUGGCUCACUCCACAGCGAUGGAGAGCAUACAGGCUGAGAGCGAGCCCAUUGAUGAAGAGGAAGAUGUGCCUCCUGGCGGUAUUCCGGCUCGGAACGCGCGCGGCGAGCGACUCCUCUUGUUCCUGGGUAUCAUUGACAUCCUCCAGUCUUACCGGCUCCGUAAGAAACUCGAACACACGUGGAAGAGCAUGAUACAUGACGGGGACACCGUCUCAGUACACAGACCGAGUUUCUACGCGCAGAGGUUCUUAGAUUUCAUGGCUAAAACCGUUUUCAAGAAAAUACCUUCGUCCCUGAAGCACUCGCCUUCGAAACGGAAAAGCAUCGCCAAACCGGCUAGGCCACAAGAAGAGAUUGACACGCCAGGACGUAUCUACAUCGGCAGACCGAUUAAAGAUUACAACCCUGACCUCUUAAGGCAGUCGAGACUGUCGCCUAGGUCUUCUGUUAGAUCGAGCAUGAGCGAUUUUACCGACACCACCAUAUCCACGUGGAAUCAGAGGCAUUCUAGCAUACAGCCGCCGACAGAGUACCCAUCAGUCCUCUCAGACAGACUGAAAAUGGACCGAGAUAGGCUAGUGACCUUCCCCAGACGAAUAGAGUUCGACACAUCGAACAUAUCUCGAGAACCAGGCACGUCCUACGGGAAUAACGUGUACAGAGCAUCCAUUCAGGACAGAAUGGAAACGUUAUCAGAUCAGUUAACCAAAGUUUUAAGCACCGGAGCUGGGAGCUCGCAUAUCAACGGUAGCCUCGCCGACAGCGGCAUUCAGACAGACAAUACAAGCACAAGCGUCCCACAAAUAUACGUCGAAGCUCAGACGAACUACCCGCAGAAGAAGGACGCAGCAGUUGACACGAGAAACGAAAACAACCUACAGGACAUACCCUUCAUAGAUGACGAGGACGAAGAAUCGAAAUGGAAACGACGCUCGAAUAUUCUAGAAAAACAUAAAAGCACUUCAAACAUUCCAGAGAGAAUCGACGAGGUUUCUUCCAAAGAACAAUCAAACGAAAGACUAACGAACAGCCUCAACAGAGCGAAAUCGCCGACUUUCGUUGAGAAAUUCAAGAAAUUCUUCGUCGAUAUUGGUUUAGUCAAAACUGAUAGCACUUUGGCUGCAGAAAACUCGAACACGUUACCUAAAAGCUUGGGUUCGAGUUACAGAAAGAGUACGACGCCUAGUCUAGAGGCUAGAGAAACAGCGACUUUACCAAAGGACAUGCGUUUCCGUAAAGUACGGUCAACGCAAACAGUCUACAUCAAACCAGAAUCUCCAGUGAUGUCUGAGAAAAACCUACAGAUAUCGAAACAUGUGUCAGUUGUACAACUGAACGGCGAUGAACAUAUGAAUUUGAAAGAAGAAUCUGAAACCUUCGUAAAAGAAGUUGUGUAUGUGAGAAGUAUAGAAAAAGCUCAAAUUUAUUCCGGCAAAGAUAGUGGAAGCACCAUUAUAUUUGUACCGCCAGCCGAUUGAAUAACUCUCAUCGAAAUAAUGGUAUCACAAAAGUAUAUCGAUAGAUUCAGACCCGAUCUAUCGAUUCUGUAAUCGAUAUAAAUUGUAGUGUACAUAUAUUGGGAGUUGUCGAUAAAAUACUGUUCUUAAGUUAUUACUUUGCGAUCUAUCGAUGUAGUGAGAGGAUUGUUAUCGAUUCUGUUAAAAGACUUAGUUUAUAUUUUUAGUACAUAACAGUCUUUUUGACGGUAGUAAAAUUUAUUCAACGACUUGGCUAAUAUUUUCAAAAAAAUAAUUAAUAUUGAUAAAGUGACUCGUGCCUAUUAGAACCUAAUUUAACAUUGGCAACAAAUUUUAAAUGUCAAUUAUGAAAUGUGAUUAUAUAUGGUAUAUAAACGUCCUCAAUUAUUAUUAUUAUUAUUGCUUAU
Spodoptera exigua (beet armyworm) is the source of this 3258-nucleotide messenger RNA. The record is from the annotation of a GenBank genome assembly. NCBI's taxonomy places the organism in Eukaryota, Metazoa, Arthropoda, Insecta, Lepidoptera, Noctuidae.